Molecule: messenger RNA, 971 nt
Organism: Umbelopsis ramanniana AG
Lineage: Eukaryota; Fungi; Mucoromycota; Umbelopsidomycetes; Umbelopsidales; Umbelopsidaceae
Exons: 1
Coding region: 260-913 (217 amino acids)
Source: RefSeq, a predicted model, not a curated record
CAAGUGGGGUGGGGGAGUCUUCGUAAGCGGUGGCAUUAGAUAAGGGGGGAAUUCGUUUGAGAUUCAAAGCUAAGUGGUUGGUUCUUCCGGCUCUCCCACUUUUUUUUAAUGGCCUGGCAACCGAUGAGUGACUGUUCUUUUGGUCAUCGUCCAACCCAAACGGGGGGCCAAAAAUCACUUGCUGAAGAUACCAUUGGCCCAAGUACUCCGAAUCGUUCUUUAUGCUUGGAGAGGCACCAACCCAAUCGUUAUUGACCUAAUGACCCUACUGAGGUUUUCCUACAUAUGCAAGAGGGGCUAUGCGACAGCCAAAACUCCAUUCGAUGCUCUGAAUCUUCCUCCAAAUUCCACUCCGUCGGCCGUAAAAAAGCGGUAUUACGAAUUAGCAAAGUCAUUGCAUCCCGAUACAUCCACAGGAGAUAUUGAAAAGUUCCAAGAGAUAUCGCAAGCUUACGAAAUAUUGUCCAAUCCUUCAAUGCGUGCACUUUAUCUCCGUACAGGCGUUGGCUGGAAUACUCCAGCACCCACUUCACCGCCCCCGGGUAGUCGACCGCCUUCCUAUACCAACGCCCACUGGUAUCAAGACCCAUCGUACACUGGAGGUCCGUGGUCUAGUCAUGACAACACGAGAUUCACAUCUAAUUCUACCUUCAUAUCUGCCGUGGGUGGAAUUGUUGUGAUCAUGGGAAUUAUCAAUAUCAUUAGCUUCAGUACCCAGCAUUCUGUUAUGCUCAAUGCCGCAGAUAGACACCACGCCCGGUCGAGUCAAGACUUGGAACGGGCGAGGACAGAAGCACAGCUGUUUGGUCAGCAGAGGGCAAUGGAGAAGAUGAUAGAUAAUCGCAUGAAAUACUGGCGAACUCAAAGUACGCCAGAGCCGAAGGAGCCGGUGGUGAAUAGCACUCCACCUUGAGCUCACUUUGGGGGUUCUGCUUUGUAAUCUAUUGUCUUUUCAUCUGCGUUGCCUGUAC